Echinostoma caproni is the source of this 2259-nucleotide messenger RNA. Lineage: Eukaryota; Metazoa; Platyhelminthes; Trematoda; Plagiorchiida; Echinostomatidae. The record is from the annotation of a GenBank genome assembly.
AUGAACGAAGAAACCUUAUCCGAGGAAAUCAACUACGAAGAACAAUAUAAGGUUUUGACAGAGGAAUGUAAGAAAUUGAAGAUUGAUAUAUCAAGUUUACAGUUAAGCAACCGAAGCCUUGUCAAUCAAAACAGAGAUGAAAAAAAGAAAGUCAUGGAUUGCCGCCUUCAGAUUGCUGAUUUGGAAGGCCGGCUGAAGUCAUUUGAUGCCACGAAACAAGAUCUAGCUGAUUGUCAAGCGCAAAUCGAGCGUAUGCGUAUGACUCUAGAAAGUAAUGAAGCCAAGCUGGCUGACGCUGAACGACGUGCUGAUGAGUCAUCCGGAUUAAUAAAGAGCGGAUUGGCGGCCGCUAAUGAAUACUUCAAGGCUGAACAAGCAAAAGCUGAAGAACGUAUAGCAAGACUAAAGGAAAGUAAAGCCGAAUUAGAAAAGCUCAUUGAAAGUCUCGAAAAUGACAAAAAAGAGAUGCAGAAACAGAUGGAAAAACACCUUGAAGAACAUGAACAAUUGAAAGAUAAAUGCUCAACGAUGGAGGCACGCAUCAAAGAAAUGGCGCAUGCUGAACGUCGUUACACAGGUGGAAUGAUGGGUUCUCGCCUCAUAGGACCUACUUUACCUCCGUGGAUCACUGAUGAAAAGAAGAUCGAAAACGAUAUCGAGCGGCUCUCCAAGGCGGACCCAGCAACAUUGCGAGCAAAAGUGAUGGAAUUGGAAAGUCAGCUCAGUGAAUUGAAUCAGCUCCUGACCUACCGGGAAGAUGUUAUUCUGCGGAUACACGAGGAAAUUUCCAAGAAAGCCUCGAAACUAGAAGCAGCGGAGGUGGAGAGGUCUAGUUUAAACGCUCAGGUCAGUAUAUUGAAGCGCGAACUGAGCACCGCACGUGAAGACCUGGCACGCCGCGGCGCAGGUCCCAUGGAACUAGAGGCGGAGAUAGAUCGUUUGCGUGGUAAGCGCGACAGGGAGUACCAGCGUCGCAAACGAAUCGAGGCAGAGCUCGAUGAACUCGAGAAAGAAAAUCAGGAAUUGAAGCAGCGUUGUAAGCGACUGGAGGAGGCUGCUGCUAAUAUUCCUGCCCCAAAACCCGUGGUUCCUCAAAGUGAUCCGGUCGAUCGAAAUAGAAUAAUUGAACUCCAAGGAACCGUUAAUCAGUUGCGAAUGGAUAAUGAAGCUAAGCGAUCGGAGUUAUUUGAUCUUCGAUCACGGUUUGAUGCGAAAUCCGCCCAAAUGGACAAAAUCGCUACCGAGCUUAAAGUAAAGGAAAAAUCUACUGGAGAAUUGACAGCACAACUCAACAGUAUCCGCGCGCAGUUAGAGUCGACAACCAAAGAUCUGGAAAGCGUUCGCUGUCGAGCUGUUCGUGGAGGGGCUGAGGUUGAACGAUGGCAUUCAGAUCUGACCAGUCUUCAAGUCACCAANCACCAACAAGUUUUUGUCCUCACAAUUGAACGAGAUGCGCACCAAGCUCCUCGCGAAAGAACGUCUUGUUGCGGAACUAGUCAAGCGUUGCCCUCCUUGAAUUUCGGGGAUUUUAAGCGCAAUUCCUCUUUUGUUACAGACGAUAUCGUUGUAAACGGAUUACCAUCAAAUGACCUGUGUUCGCGUUGCGGCAGCCAGCUUGGGUCUGCGGAUGUCGGCUCUGAAAAGACCGUGGAUGAUGCAAAUAAAGUGUCUGAGCUGGAGAACAAACUGACUGACAGUGAGCAAAGAUAUGCGAAAUUGUUGCGCGAAUCUAUUGAGGCCCGCGAAUUAGCAGAAGAACAUAAAAGUCAACUGGAAUGCAAAUUGACCAGUGUGACAGAACGUGCUGCUCAAUUGUCUGACGAUGUUAUGCGCGAAAGACGAGUGGUGGAGACGGCCAAUGCUAGGGUCCAGCACUUGACAUCUCAGGUGAACGAAUUGGAGACUUCUCUAUCUUCUACCAGAACUCAGCUGAUCGAAGCAAAAUCUGAUCAGCGCAAGGCCGAUAUGGAUGCUCUACCUCCAGCCAGCUCCCCGCCUGCAAAACGAACUCGACGUAGUGCGGGUGGUGCUGCCAAAAACAACACCGCUAAUCACCAGGAAUGCAAUUCGUGUGCAGAGCUUCGUAAGCAGCUGCAGGAUCUGGAGAAGUGUAUCAACUGUUCCAAUUCCCGUGAAAAUGCUUUGACAGAUGAAAUCAACUCUCUUCGGCAGGAGAUAGCAAACGCGGGCGUGGAAUCCACACAGUUACGUACGCAGCUCGCAUCUGUUCGCGAAGAAUUGAUGAAAAGAAGUUUAUGA